This is a messenger RNA of Hypoxylon trugodes, 1537 nucleotides long. RefSeq lists its product as uncharacterized. Lineage: Eukaryota; Fungi; Ascomycota; Sordariomycetes; Xylariales; Hypoxylaceae. The transcript is spliced from 3 exons. The coding region runs from base 243 to 1322 and encodes 359 amino acids. The record is from RefSeq and is a predicted model, not a curated record.
CGUUAUGUUGUCUGUCUGUCUGUCUACCAGUUUAUCAGUUAGAUUACCUAUCUUACCGAGAUAUUCAUACGAGAGUUUUCCCAACUGCAAAAUCCCGCUCCAUGACAGGGCUUCCUACUUCUCCGUGUGUGUAGUUUGAUGUGGUACUGAGAGUAUUUCGAUAUUGUACGAAUAUAAGGUCAGGUUGAAUUGGAUUGAACUUGGAGUACUGAUGCCAAGUUGAGAAGUGGUACGUCAUCAUCAUGAAGUCGGUAACCACCUUCGUUCUAUGUCUUGCUUUAUUAGGAGGCAAAGUUUACGCCCAGAACCCUUAUUAUAUCGGCGGAGAUGGUGGUGAUGAUGACGAUGGCGAUGGUACCAUAUGGUGGAGUUGGGAGGGAAGUGGUGACCCCAACAGCAAUGGUGGUGACGGAUCUUCAAAUGGUUUCGGCUCCACAACAGGCUCAGGUGGGCUAAGCAGCGUAUACGCCGGCUUCGACGUCGAGCAAGCGAUGCGAUAUCGUACCGCCCACGCCGUCAUGGCCGCUUUAUGUUUCGUCGUCCUAUUCCCAGCCGGCGCCAUCAUCAUACGAGCAUUCCCCGGUCGCCAUUCUUGGCUCGUUCACGCCGUGACCCAGGGUGUAGCUUAUGUCCUGUACAUUAUCGCUGCGUCACUCGGCAUUAAACUCGUUCAGAUGGUGAAGAUUCCUCCUAAUGGCUCCAGUCUUUUACAAAUGUCCUCAACAAACGCCCACCCCAUAAUCGGCAUCCUCCUCCUCGCAGUCCUCUUCCUCCAACCACCCCUAGGGUUCAUCCACCACUCGAAAUUCAAACGCCUCAAACGCCGAACCGCAUUCUCCUACGCCCAUCUCUGGCUCGGCCGCAUCGCCAUAACCCUCGGUAUCAUAAACGGCGGGUUAGGUCUCAAACUCGCCAACGCAUCGCAAGACGUCAUAAUCGCAUACUCUGUAGUAGCCGCUUUCGCAUGGCUACUAUGGUUCGCAACCAGCGUCCUCGCGGCCCUACGACGCCGAGAAGAACAAGAUAUAGACCCGCGGGGUCGUCCUGGCGGUCCUCCACUCCCACCUUCUCAUUACCCUGGCCCGGUUCCGCCGAUGCCUGUAUACGCGGCGCAUAGUAAUAACCGCAGUAUGAGUGUCUCGGAUGAUCCUAGUCCCCCUUACACGCCAGGUCGUUUCUACGGCAGUUUAUCUGCGUUUAGUGGAUCUAGAGAUGAGGAAGCUGUGGAGAUGCGACCGGUGAAAAACUCUACUAGUAGAAGCAGAUCGCCGUCAUCGCUUUCAAAUGAGAGGAUGCCGGCUGAGAGUGUACGAAGGGUAUAAUGGGAUGGUUAGUACAAGAUAAUUGUUCAUAUCACGACGGGGAAAGGGUUAGGUCACUUAAUAUUGGUAGGAACGGUAGGUAUGAUGGUAUUUAUUAGGGAUAAAUUCAGGCUGGGUAUUUUGUGAUAAAAUCAACGUCAAGUUCAAUUUGCUUCCUUCCUCCGAAUAUCAAGCGCUUGUGACGGUAUAUCAACCAUGUGCAAUCAAAUAGAGCA